AAACCGUUGGAAGCAAACUAAAAUAAAACUUAACAGAGCUCUGCAGAGAUGACUCAUAACUCAUCAUUCAUUAAUAUCAUCACACGGUGGUAAAGAAGUAGUGGGGACUGGGGAAAAAGGAGUAGAUGUCAGGGAACGGCAAACCAAGAACGAUCAAGCUGUUCUGUCCUUCGGUAUCGAAGCUGAUCCAGUUCGUGGCAUGGGAGGAGCAGAAACUGGACUUGGGUUCGAUAGCUCGGAGUUUUGGUCUGGAGCCAUCGACGGUGAAGUUGAACGGCCACUUUAUAAGCAGAGGAGUCGAUCUUGUAUCGGCCUCUGUUACGUGGAGAUCAUUGCUUUCUUUCUUCUCUGCUAAGGGCUUGUCUACUGGAAGUAACAACAGGGACGCCCUAAUCGUUGAUGGGAAGCUCUGCAAAGUUGGGACGAAAAGUAAGUUUCUAACUUUACGGGGUUCUCGUUGGAGGGGUUUUGCUAAAUAAUUUGGUUAGGCCUUAUUUUGGGUGAAGUGGGUGUUUUGACUUCUGUUUGGUUGCUGGGAAAGUGUUGGAAAAAUAAAGGGAAAUUACGUUUUGGAUUUUGUGGUGGAAUAGCUUGUUGACUGUGUGUUUUCAUUCUUUUGAAGAGGAGUAAGUGUGAAUUUCAGGAGCAGUCGACCCUCAAGAUGGUACUAGUGGGAAUCACCAUGGAAAUCUAGCAAAGUAUGUUUGCAAUAUUCCAAGGCUCCAAACUGAAGAUAUGGACUUGGUAAAGAACAAAAAGCUGAGGGAAAGCAGCUCAGGGUGUGGGGAAGUAGGUGGUCCAUUGUCCAAAUGGAGUGGUCUUGGCUUCUUGAAGAGAAAGCAGUUGAUGGAAGAUGUCAAUUUGCUCAAGAAACUAAAGAUAAAUGAAACCAACUCAUCAGAUAUAAGCAGAAGAGGAAACGAAAACUCAGCGAGUAUUUCUAGCAUCCGAAAUGCAGUUACACAAGUGCCAAUUUGAAGCGACCAAGAGAAGAUGAAGUCUUGCUAGCAGCAUCUUGCAAGAGGAUCAAAUGAUACAUCGGUUUGCUUUUGCAUAUAAAUUUUCACAGGCAUGUGCUCUGAUUGUUGACUGACUCGGAGUCAACAAGAAGAAACUAUUUGAGCAUUG
Messenger RNA from Rubroshorea leprosula, 1128 nucleotides. NCBI's taxonomy places the organism in Eukaryota, Viridiplantae, Streptophyta, Magnoliopsida, Malvales, Dipterocarpaceae. The record is from the annotation of a GenBank genome assembly.